Molecule: messenger RNA, 2202 nt
Organism: Pygoscelis adeliae (Adelie penguin)
Lineage: Eukaryota; Metazoa; Chordata; Aves; Sphenisciformes; Spheniscidae
Gene: STXBP3
Product: syntaxin binding protein 3
Exons: 18
Coding region: 96-1736 (546 amino acids)
Biological process (GO): vesicle-mediated transport; intracellular protein transport; neurotransmitter secretion
Cellular component (GO): secretory granule; plasma membrane
Molecular function (GO): syntaxin binding
Source: RefSeq, a predicted model, not a curated record
AAUCAUCAGUAUUUGAUGACUGCAAGAAAGAGGAAGAAUGGAAGAUAAUUCUUUUAGAUGAUUACACUACUAAAUUACUGUCACUGUGCUGCAAAAUGACUGAUCUACUGGCAGAGGGUAUCACAGUGGUGGAGAACGUAUAUAAAAACCGUGAGCCUGUCCCACACAUGAAAGCAAUAUAUUUCAUAACUCCCACCAAAAAGUCUGUAGAUGGACUUAUUGAUGACUUCAUCACUAGAUCAUCCAGCAGAUACAAAGCAGCAUAUGUGUAUUUCACUGACUAUUGUCCUGACAACCUUUUCAAUAAAAUUAAGUCUUCCUGUGCAAAAUCAAUAAGGACAUGCAAGGAGAUCAACAUUUCCUUCUUCCCAUAUGAGUCUCAGGUAUUUACUCUCAAUGUCCCGGAUGCAUUCUACCGCUGUUAUAGUCCAACUCUGGAAAAGACAAAGGAUAAAGAUCCUGUAAUGCAAGUAAUGGCUGAACAAAUUGUUACCUUAUGUGCCACACUAGAUGAGAAUCCAGGAGUACGAUAUAAAAGCGGACCAUCUGAUAAAGCCAGCAAACUUGCACAGCUUGUUGAAAAAAAUCUUGAAAACUACUACAAAACUGAUGAGAAAAGCCAAAUAAAGGCUAAAACCCACUCCCAACUCAUAAUAAUUGAUCGUGGCUUUGACCCAGUAUCAACUGUACUUCAUGAACUCACCUUCCAGGCAAUGGCAUAUGAUCUGUUACCAAUUGAAAAUGAUACUUACAAAUACAAAACAGAAGGAGCUGCUGGGAAGGAACGGGAGGCAAUUCUGGAGGAAGAUGAUGAGCUCUGGGUGAAGAUUCGGCACAAGCAUAUUGCAGAUGUGAUAGAGGAAAUACCAAAGCUUUUGAAAGAAGUUUCGUCAAAAAGAAAAGCAACAGAAGGAAAAUUAUCGAUAUCUGCUCUGUCCCAGUUAAUGAAAAAGAUGCCGCACUAUCGUAAAGAGAUUAGUAGGCAAGUCAUCCAUCUUAACUUAGCAGAAGAUUGCAUGAGCAAGUUCAAGUCUAACAUAGAAGGGCUCUGUAAAACUGAACAGGACUUGGCUCUUGGAACUGAUGCAGAAGGUCAAAAAGUGAAAGACUCAAUGAGAGUCCUCCUUCCAGUUCUGCUCAACAAAAGUCAUGAGAGCUAUGACAAAAUUAGAGCUAUUCUCUUGUAUAUCUUUAGCACAAAUGGAACUACCCAGGAGAACUUGGACAAGCUGAUCCAGAAUGUACAAAUAGAAAGUGAUAGUGAUAUGAUAAGAAAUUGGAAAUACCUUGAUGUUCCUGUUAUCUCUUCAUCUGCUGCUCAGCAUUAUAAACACCCAAGAAGGGACCGUUCUUCAGAAGAAACUUUUCAACUUUCUAGGUGGACGCCUGUUAUCAAAGACGUGAUGGAGGAUGCUAUAGAAAACAAACUGGAUUCCAAAGACUGGCCUUAUUGUUCGCAGUGUCCUCCUACCUGGAAUGGUUCAGGAGCAGUAAGUGCGCGCCAGAAACCUAAAGCUCGUUAUCAAGAUGAGCGAAAGAGUAGUGCAAGACUGAUUAUAUUUGUGAUUGGAGGCAUUACAUAUUCUGAGAUGCGCAGUGCUUAUGAAGUUUCUCAAGCCUACAAGUCCUGUGAAGUUGUUAUUGGUUCUACUCAUAUUUUGACACCUAAAGGACUACUGGAUGAAGUAAAGAGCCUUAGUAAACCGAAGGAUGUGGUCUGCACUAAGGACGAAUAGAAAUGGUGAUGUUUAUGAUGCAUUAGGAAAAGACAAAUAGUAUGUACAUACUCUUACGGAAUUGACUUUUCUAAAUACUACACCAGGACACUACGUGGUUCUGAUUAAUGGAAUGUAAUUUUAUAAUUUAAAUUUGCUACUUUUUGGGGGGAGUAGGGGGCAAAGAGAGGAAAAAAUCAACACGUGUGUUUCUUAGGUUGUAUUUAGUAUAGACAGUGUUACACUGUAAGUGCUUUUUCAAAAGGGCAUGUUCAUUCCUAACAAAUUAUGCUAAAAGUUAUCAUGAUUAUAUAUAAACUGGAAUUGUUUGAGAACUGUGAAACCUUUCUAUAAUAGAGCUAUAUUUCUAAAAAUGACUGAAUUAAAAAGGGCCUAGGUUCUUAGGUAGAGGCUUCAGAAGAAAAUUUGUAAAUACGAGUUUAUGGUAAAAAUAUUUCACACAAGCGCAGUGUCUCAAGCUGUAAUA